This is a messenger RNA of Drosophila simulans, 948 nucleotides long. RefSeq lists its product as uncharacterized. The coding region runs from base 1 to 948 and encodes 315 amino acids. NCBI's taxonomy places the organism in Eukaryota, Metazoa, Arthropoda, Insecta, Diptera, Drosophilidae. The record is from RefSeq and is a predicted model, not a curated record. The transcript is spliced from 2 exons.
AUGACAAGGACAUUUACAGACGACCACCGGACACCAGUAAUUAUGACGGACUUGACACACAUUCGCAAAUUAGUAGCCACUCUAAGAUUCCACCAUAGGACUGCUAGGAGUUUAAAUUUGAUCGGAACGGCACUGAAGGUCAUUGCCGUCUUCCCGGUCCAGCACAACAAGAUCUUGAACUUCGACGACGGAAAUCUGGUGGCGGAAUGCAGAUCCCGGAACAUCAACAUCGGAAACUGCAAGACAACGGUCGGCGCCACUUUCUGCAAAGAACUGCAGAAUGGCACUUGCGCUCAGCAGAUCAUCUCCGGGGCCUUUGCACACUGUUCUACACUUCCCGGGCACCUGGAUUCGGUGACCAUUGUAGACCACGGCACUCUCAUUGUGAAUGAUGCCAACGUGACCAUAACCGACAGCCAAGGGAAAGACCAGAAAGUGUCAGGUACCUACCUGGUAACAUACACCGAAAAGGUAGCCCUCAAUGGGACUUGGUACAUUAAUCAGCUAGGAAAUUCAAAUAAAAAACCAGCUGUGUCGGUCAUCGUCGUUGUAAACGUCACGACUCAUCAGAAUAGGUUAAGCCUUCCACUUCUCCACGAACUAAGUCUGAGGAACCUUCACCACAUCGGGACUCUUAGAGAGAAACUCACCUUGGGGUCCCUCCUCAGCAAUUCCUUCGCCAUACUUACUGCCUUCCUAUUGAGCUACCACCACCUAAAGACCAGGAGCCACACAAAGCCAGGAGACAACAGUGAUGUGGAGCAAGUGGGUCACCGGGACGGCGACCUCUUAAAAGGCGGAGAAGUUAACACAAGCAGUUCUCACGGAGUGAAACUGCUGAAUUGCAGGCCAUAUCCGGUGGUCUGCACGCGCACUAAACAAACUGCUGAUCGCGUACUCCAGGUGCAAUUGCCCGGAGCCCGCACGGAGCACUCGCGGAGCGAGUGA